UAUAGUAACUGGACUACUGCCUUGAAUCAGAUUGAUUAAAUGGCGUCAAAGUCCCGUCAACGUUGGUAUCUGUCGAAAACUGAAAUCAACGAGCUUUGCAGACGAAGUAUAAAGUAUAUACGAGAAAACGAUGAUAGAUUUGCACCUGUACCAUAUUUUUGGCGAGACAAGCCAUCAAAGUACUGGAAUGAAAUAGGGGGAUUAAUGAUCCCUUACUUAAAGAACAGUAAUGGAGAUCCACGUUCACCUAUCAAUGGAAACAUACAUGGACUUUUCUUCAACUGCUCCAUCGAUAAAAUGUCACUUCAACCACCCACUUUCUCCUAUUUUGGAAAUGAAAGAUUAACUAUUGCACCAUAUGUGAUAUACAAUGCUUGGAAAAAUGUGUAUUUUGCUGAUUUUUACUGUCAUUAUGGUACCCAUUAUGUCACAUUGGUAAUUACGUCAUCGGGUUCUGACGCAGAUGUUUUCUGUAAACGGCAUCAUUUGGUAAGGCUGAAACCGAAGAAUAACCCUUUUCUCACUGUUAUAAAUAGUAAAUUGUUAGUAACCCUUGGAGUCAAUGUGGAACUUUUUUACACAAAUUCGAUCAAUAUAUCAUCCAUAUUAGCCGAUAACCUUGGAAAGUUUACAUUUAUCCAAUCACGUGGGCGCGGGCACAGCAAGCUCAAAGGGAUUCCAAAAAACCCUGAAUGCCAUAUUUGUAAUUUGGAUUGAUUGUCUGAGUGAAUGUCUACUUUCAGCAGCGUAAGCAUUAUGUUCAUUUUCAGCUAUCAAGAACUGAUAGGGUUUUGCUUAAGCUUGUUGCCAUGUGGUUAUUGCAUGUUGCUGAACAGUAUUGUCCCUGUACCGAAUUCCUGCUAAGUACCAAAGACUCAACAUUUUAUUGUUUCUCAGUAUGUUGCAAAAUAUCAGUAAAAUUACUUUUGAAAAACGUUAUUUCUCUUAUGUUGUGGAAUGAAAACAUGAGUUGUUUUAUAA
Messenger RNA from Saccostrea echinata, 981 nucleotides. Its product is annotated as phytanoyl-CoA hydroxylase-interacting protein-like. The record is from RefSeq and is a predicted model, not a curated record. Lineage: Eukaryota; Metazoa; Mollusca; Bivalvia; Ostreida; Ostreidae. The transcript has 2 exons. The coding region runs from base 40 to 717 and encodes 225 amino acids.